AUGGCUUCAGAGGAGCAGCUCGACGACAUCUUCCGGAUCAUCGCAGAGGCUGUAUCGGUAGAGCCGGAGGAGCUCCAAGAUCAUGAGACCUGGAAGUACCACGGACUGGCCGGAUUACUGGCCACGGCAACGGCCUCGGACAUUCGACAACAGGUCAAAAUUGAGGUGCCUGACAAUGUCUUUGAGGCUUACCCAACAGUAGAAAGUUUCAGGAAGCACCUGCAAGGUGACAGCAGUGAGGGCAGCCACGACUUGCCGGAGCUAGACGAUCCUUGGCAAGACAUACCGAAGCCAAAAGUGCCUCUCUCGAUAGUGCUGCAAGGCUCACCAAGUAACGCGGCUACUGUUGUGUUCCUCUUCCCAGAUGGAAGUGGUGCCGGCACAUCCUAUGGCGCACUACCAAGAAUUGCAGAGGACGUGUGCCUAAUCGCAUUGAAUUCUCCAUUCUUGCGUCAGGCCCAGAACUUCACUUGCUCAAUUGAACGCAUGGCGCGAUUGUGGGUAGACGAGGUUCGCAAGCUGCAACCCAAGAAUAAACCGUUCGUGCUCGGUGGCUGGUCUGCUGGUGGCUAUUACAGCUACGAAGUUGCCAAGCUGUUGACGGCAGCCGGGGAGAAAGUGGAUCGCCUUAUUCUGAUUGAUUCCCCAUGCCGUCUGCAGUAUGAGGCUUUACCAGAGCAAGUUGUCGCGGAACUUACCAAGAAGGGCCUCAUGGGCGCAUCUGGACAGAAGAAGGCGCCCGAAUGGCUUGUGCAGCAUUUCACGUCGACUGUCAUCUCGGUCGAUCGCUACAUGCCUACCACACUACCGAGGCAGCACGUGCCACCAAAGGUCGACUUCAUAUGGGUCAAAGAGGGCCUGGUCAAGAGCGUUGCUGAGUCUGGGUUAGAAGUCGAUCUGAACAUUAAAGUCACUCGCUUUCUUCUGGAGCCACGAGGCGAUCUGCGAACAGAGGGCUGGGAGAAGCUCUUGCCAGGUGCUCGAUACUCAUUCAACUACAUGACUGGCAACCAUUUCCAAAUCACACAACCGCCUCAUUCUGACAGCCUCGGGAAUAUAUUGAAUCAAGUACUCAAAGCAUGAAAAACUGAAUAAAUUCCAGCUCAGGCACCACACCCACUCAUGUACAGCCAGCGAUUCGCAUUGUACACACGUCCGCGUCAGCGUUAUUUCUUUACCCCAACCUUGUUCCGACGCUCAGCGACUGACGGGAUAUUGACAAAUUUGGAAGCACUAAAAAGCGCUUGCCCUUCUCGGGCUGCUAUGAGACCAGGA
Molecule: messenger RNA, 1275 nt
Organism: Cercospora beticola
Lineage: Eukaryota; Fungi; Ascomycota; Dothideomycetes; Mycosphaerellales; Mycosphaerellaceae
Biological process (GO): biosynthetic process
Source: RefSeq, a predicted model, not a curated record